Mus musculus (house mouse) is the source of this 14056-nucleotide messenger RNA. RefSeq names its product synaptotagmin-like 5 (gene Sytl5). Lineage: Eukaryota; Metazoa; Chordata; Mammalia; Rodentia; Muridae. Gene Ontology annotation, molecular function: small GTPase binding; phospholipid binding. Gene Ontology annotation, biological process: intracellular protein transport; exocytosis. Gene Ontology annotation, cellular component: membrane. The record is from RefSeq and is a predicted model, not a curated record. The transcript has 23 exons. Bases 1309 to 3570 code for a protein of 753 amino acids.
CUCCUGCUGCCUUGACUUUUCCCUACAAUGAUGGACUGUGUCUCCAAACUGUGAGCCAAAAAGAAACUUUCCUUCUUUACUUUUGUGACUGUACACACAAACCCUUCCUUCCUUGCUUCUGUCAGGGUAUUUUAUCACUGGAAAAGAAAAAAAGUAACUGAACCACUGUGCUAAAUGGAAAUACUUAUUCCAUUAUUCUCUAACACCUUUUUGAAGCAGUUACUGUUAUGACCCUUUCUAUUUUACAGACGAUGAAAGAGAUGGAAGAUUAAAUAACAGUCUAAAGUCAUACAUGGUUGAUGACAGAGAAAAUACAGAUCACAGGCCAUCACUGAGGAAAAUGAGUGCAGAAGCUUGAGGCAGGAAACCUGGAAGAAGUCUACUUGCUGCCUUGUUCUCUGGAUCAGUCACAGGCUCACACUGCACUGUCUUAUACAGUUCAAGACGAUCUAGGGAUAGUGCUAGCUAAGGUUGGCUCAGCUCUCCUGCAUCAACUAACAAUCAAGACAAUAGCACACAGUGGCUAACUGGAGAAUGGCCUCAGUCUGACUGCUCUGGUAGAUGGUAGAGUCAUGAUGGCACAUCACCUUGUUGGGAAAAGAACAUUUUGAGAUUGAAUCUUUCCAGUGGAAAAGUUCUUCAGUGCUAAGCUGUGUCAAGCUGGCACCUCAAACUAAGGAGGACCACCACCACUGCUUACAGGAAUGAACAGUUCCAAAAUGGGGAGUUGUGCUGGUGCUGCAGCUUGAAGCCAGGGUCUCACACAUGAUAGACAAGUGCUUUACCAAAGAGCUACAACCCUCACUUGCAGGAUCUUCAUUAAGAUUCCAUCUUACUAAAUUAUCAUCACAGUCCAUUCCUGACUUCUGGAGUAAAUAUCCUGACUUUCUCCAUAAAGUUUGGACUACUUACAAUCUCUUUGGUCAUCAUUUCUACACCAACCCAGUUUUUUCUACAUUCUGGGCCCGGAGGAAUUGAGUCCUGUUCUGAAGCUUUUUGAGAGCUCAAAGUUCAGCAUCAUUAGUGAAUCUUAGCUGCUGACUGUCUACACAGCAAAUGCUUUAGAGAAUUUUUCUGUUGAAAUAAUAAUGAUUUUCAUAGACUGCAAUCUCAGUUGAAUAUGUUUUCUCUGUAAUGUGAAUGAAUACCCAGCACUUGUCAACAAAACUGCAGAGUCCUUGAAAGAAAACCCUUUAAAUUGAACAUCUUGGACACUAGGUUGAGCAGGAGAAACCUUAACAACAGUAAAUAUUCGUUCACUUUCUGGAAGAUUCAACCACUGCUACACAGAGCUGCUGCUGAAGUACCAUGUCUAAGAACUCGGAGUUCAUCAAUCUGUCAUUUUUAUUAGAUCAUGAGAAGGAAAUGAUACUGGGAGUCCUAAAGAGAGAUGAAUAUUUGAAAAAGGUGGAAGACAAGAGGAUAAGGAAGCUGAAAAAUGAACUCUUAGAAGCAAAGCGUAGGAGUGGGAAGACUCACCAAGAGGCCAGUAGAGUCUGCGUUCACUGUCACAAAACCCUUGGCCUCAUCUUUGACCGGGGAGAUCCAUGCCAAGCCUGCUCACUCAGGGUAUGCAGUGAGUGUCGAGUCACCGGACUUGAUGGCAGCUGGAAGUGCACUGUCUGUGCCAAAGUCGCGCAGCUAAGGAUUAUAAGUGGAGAAUGGUUCUUGGAAGAAAAGGCAAAGCGUUUCAAGCAAGUCAAUGUUCUGGGCACUGAUGUCGUUCGACAGUCCAUCUUAAGAAGAAGUCCAGGGUCUGAAGAAACACAAAACCAAGAGCAAGCACAACAAUGUGUAGACAAGUCAGAUACUUUGUCUUCUGUCAGGCAGAAGACAACUCAUGAUGGCCCAAAGAAGAAGGGUUUUCUUCUUAGCAAGUUCAGAUCAGCAACCAGAGGAGAAAUCAGAACUCCAAAACCUGAAAGCGGAAGGAGCUAUAGCUUGGACUUAGACAGUCAAAAUCUUCAGAGUUUCAAGUCAGCCUCUGGUUCAGACAGGGGAAGUACCACUUCAUCAGAUCUCAUUGACCAGGAGGCUGGACGAAGAACAUCAAAAAGCAGCUACAGCAACGGUGGAAUCCCAGUUACUCAGAGGUCACCAGUCCCAAGUGCUCAUAGUGUGACCUCCAUCAACAGCAGAGAACAUGGUUUUGAAAAUUCCAUGGCUUUGGCUACCAUUGAAAACACCUGUGAAGAGCUCACAAAGAGUCACCGCAGAAACACAUCCGGUACACCCUCCAUAGCGGUGUCUGGCACCUCACUCUCCUCAGAGCGGAGUCGAUCUGAGGUAGAUUUGAGUGAGUCAUUUGCGGAAGACUUAGAGGACACUUCAAGCAUAAGAAGCAGAUCUGUCCCUGGGGCUUUAGACAAAGACUUGAACUCCUUAGAAGACACUGAAGACGGUGUUGACUUAGUGUCCUCCAGGUUUUCUGCAAAUACCCACAGUCUGGCAAGUGGAUUGUCAACUAACUCCCAAGCAGGAUCUGAUAGGAAGAGGAGCUACCUAAAUGUGCCUGAUGCCGAUUCAGACACUACUAGCCUUAACAGCAUGAUGAGUGUUUACAGUGAAACGGGAGACUAUGGCAACGUGAAAGUCACCGGUGAGAUCCUUCUCCACAUCAGCUACUGCUACAAAACCGGCGGGCUAUACAUUUUUGUCAAGAGCUGCAGAAACCUGGCCACAGGAGAUGAAAAGAAACAGAGGACAGAUGCUUAUGUCAAGUCAUACCUUCUUCCAGACAAGUCCCGAAACAACAAGCGUAAGACCAAAAUCAGAACGGGUACCAAUCCAGAAUUCAACGAAACAUUAAAGUAUACCAUCAGCCACACCCAGCUGGAAACAAGAACUCUGCAGCUCUCAGUCUGGCACUAUGAUCGGUUUGGACGCAACAGUUUCCUGGGAGAGGUGGAGAUUGCUUUUGACUCAUGGAACUUUGAAAAUCCAUGUGAUGAGUGGUUUGUGCUUCAGCCGAAGGUGGAGUUGGCUCCUGAUAUUAGCCUUCAAUACAAAGGAGAGCUAACCAUUGUUUUGCGUUAUAUUCCUCCAGAGGAGAACCUAAUAUUCCCAGCAGGACAGCGUCAAGAAAAGAAGAUCUUUAAAAGGGGAAAGAAGAAAGAGUCAUCUUCCAUUUCUGGGGGAAUACUUGAAGUGUUCAUCAAAAAAGCAAAGAAUCUGACAGCAGUAAAAUCAGGAGGCACUUCUGACAGCUUCGUCAAGGGCUACCUGCUUCCUGAUGAUAACAAAGCCACCAAGCACAAAACUGCUGUUGUAAAAAAGAGUGUCAAUCCUGAGUGGAACCAUACGUUCAUAUUCAGUGGCCUGUAUCCUCAGGAUAUAAAGAAUGCUUGCCUAGAACUCACCAUCUGGGACAAAGAGGCCUUUUCCAGCAACGUCUUUCUAGGAGGUGUUCGUUUAAAUUCUGGAAGUGGUAUGAGCUACGGUAAAACUGUGGACUGGAUGGACUCUCAUGGGGAAGAGCAACGCCUUUGGCAAAAGAUGGCUGACAACCCUGGGACAUCUGUAGAGGGGGUUCUCAUGCUACGUUCCAGCAUGGCGAAAUGUAGGCUCUGAGGCGACCAGUUCUCCCCAAACUACAUCUCUGGUUGCCAGCUGUUUCCUCUCAGUGAAAGGACUAGGACUGUGAAUUCACCAAAGAGUAUUAGGCCAUAAUUGGAAACACAUCAGUGCUGUGAAAAAACAAAUCUGAUUUUUUUGCUGAUUGUCAAAGCAAACAAAAAAAAACCAAACCCAUAUCUUUUUAUAUGUUCACCUACGCAGGCUUCCCUUAUUAGUCAGUAGGAAGUAUACCACACCAUCUUUCCAACAAUCAAACCAUGCUAAGACUCAUAGGCUUCAUAUUGAUAGAAACAUUACAAGCUUAUUAGAAAAUACUGUGUUUAGAUUGGGGCUCCCCAUGCUUUCUCCAACUGAGUUACUUAAGGUUUAUUGAGUUUGAGAAGAGAAGGGAACAUUAAGAAGGUAGAGUGCUUGAUGAAUAACAAAGAAAGAUACAGGCCUCCUUUUUUUUAUCCUAGGAUGACCUGUGAUGUAAAGAUGGCAUGCUGGGGAUGGUUUGAAGGAUAGGGUAGAAUGCUGUUAUAGUGGCAAGCUUCGGAAUGGAGAUGGGAUUAUUUCAGGACAUACUGGUUGGAUUAUGGUAACUACAGAAUUCAUCAUGAAAUUCAGCCUCCUUUUCAAGGUAAAGAGAGCUAAAUGGUUACAUGUGAUCUCUCUGUCUCUCUCUUUCUAAUACAUACACACACACACACACACACACACACACACACACACACACACACACACACACAUGAAAACCACAGAUACCAGUAUGUGUGUAGAAAAACUGGAAUAUAGGGUUACAGGUUACCUUGAUGAUUAUCUAGCAAUUUUAAGGAGUUUGUUAUAAGAAAAUACAAAAUAUAUAUUUUGUCAAAUAUUUUAAGCUAUUCAGUAAAUGGAAAUAAUAAAUAAGGGCCAGUCAACUCAUAUCUCUACAUUUUGUUAACUUGUAAGGCUAGUUAAGUGAAAAGGGAGAUACUGUGCUGUCCUGCGCUGCUGUAGGAGAGUCAGGAAGUCUAUGUUCUCUCUUUCACUUUCACUUUUCCCAAGUUAUUAUUUUCUUCUGCUAUGAUAACAGCAAGUAACAAACCACCCCAAAAGUCAAUGACUUUAAAUGAAAACUAAUUUUCUCAUGCCUAUGAAAUUUGCCUAGGAAAGCUCUGCUUCCUACUUACAAGCCUGGGCAUCUAAGAUCUAAACCAGCUGCUUCUCUCUUCUCCUCAUUGGACCAGAAGAAUAGUCUGAGGGUGGUGGUAACAGAAGUAUAAUUGGAUAGGUCUCGCUGCUCAAGCACCUAAGUGUGGUAUGCUUCAUUGGUCAAAAGGAAGCCAUAUUGCUAAGUCCAAAGUUUAAGAAGGAAAUGUGCCUUGCCAAUAGUGAUGCCAUGACACGAAUGAGGGUGGUAGAAAGGAUGCUGAAACAGAGGCCAGUAAUGAACCCAUUUUGCGCCCUGGCACUUUGAUGCCAAACAUAAACUACCAAAUUUAGAUACAAAGUCAGUUAAAGCCAGAAGGGAUGCCAAGUCUGGUUGUCCAUUUUGUGAGUUCCAACCCUGUGGUCCAAAGAGCUGAGGUGACUUGUCCAAGGUCAUAUAGUGGCUCUGACUGAAUCUGGACUUAAUCCAUAGAUAAUUUUGACAUGACUAUGCUUAUCAAGAAAGUAGGUCAGAGUCUUAUUAUUUUCUUUCUGAAAUUUGAAAACUGAUUUAAGAAUGCAUUUAAUGUUCUUCAUAGUAAGGGAAUACAUAAACCAAUCUAACUGGGUAUUUCUAUAAAACAAAACCCACAUAGACAAAAGACAUACUUUUAAAUUUUUACUCUAGUUCUUCAUGUAAAUAAAAGGUAAACAUUUUCAGUUCACUAUCUUUUCCUAAAUGCCAGUGCAAAAUACAAGUACACUGUGUUAGUAUAUAACCAGAACCUUGCAUUUAGGAGACUAAUUCCAGAGGACCACAAGUUCAGCAUCAGCCUAAACUAUAAUGAGACUCACUGGCAAAAGUAAAAUAGUGUAUGAAGAUUAUAGAAUUCAAGCGCUUAAAGACUAUGGAGUUGCUUUGCCCACCACUUCCACGUGAAAGUAUACUUACUGUCAGUGUUAGCCUUUUCUAUGCCUAUAGGUUAUUACCUUAUAGAAAUCCACUGAAUAUGUUCAGUCAGUGUUAUCAGAUGCCACAGGAAAUAUGGCUAAGCCAUCUAUGCUUAAUAGCUUCUCUCAAUAGACUUUUCUUUUUAAUGAUAUAUAGGAAGGUCUGGGAAUAUAUAUGUAUUUUAUUUGAUAUAGAUAUCAAUCACCCAGCCAUCCAGUUACAUGUAACUACUUUAUAGAAGUAGAUAUGUAUAUGAGGAAUGAGCACAUAGAUGCCUGUAUUUCUGAAAGAUCAGAAACAAAGCAAAAUCAAUGAAAAGAAGUGUGAAAUUCACACACUCCAGACUUUUUCUGUUUUUCUGUUUCUAGUUAUUGCUUGCUCCUUCUUUUCUAACUCUGAUAAUUCUCAGCAGAACUGUUAACAUCUACUCUUUGGAGCUCUUUCUCCUUGAUUCUAUACUACUUUCAUGAUAAUAUAUGCUUACAACUUCAAACUUGCAUAUCCAGUGAAGAUUUACUUCUCAGCCCUAGACACUGAGAAAAUCUAUCAACCCAGUAUAAGUUAUUCCUGUCACUGCGUAGGAUAAAGCUGAAAAAUCACGGGGAAUAACAUGUAGGUCACAGAUAUCUGUUCUGUAGGAUGCCUUGCAAGCCUUAUGCAACCAAAAGACCCACUAUGACUUUAAGACAAAAUUUAAACAGCAGUUGAUGCUAAUCACCAAUCCAAGCUUGCAAACUUCUAAAAGACACUAUCUGACAUAUGAGCUUGCUUCCAAAAUGAUCUGUGUUAAUACCUCUUUCCUCAAUAAAACACCAAUAUUUUCGUUUGUUCUCUGGACACAUCAGAGACUGCUCAGUCUGGUGUAUCUGAUUACAUAUUCAGUCUGCUAUCAUUCUAUCUUUCCACUCUUUUUCAUGUAGGGUUUCCUUUCUCAAGGAUUUAUUUCUAUAAUUUUAUUUAGUGAUGACAACGUGAAUCGAACUGCCAGUAUGACAUCUCAGUCGGGGUACUUUAUUUGAAACUCUAUUCAAACUAAGCAUUCUGUUAUCAUUCUUGUUCUGGAGUCUUGUUCUAGGCCAUUCUACCUCAGCACUUAGAGCGUUCGUCCUCUCUCAAGUGACAGCAAACAGGCUGAUUGCUGAGUUUUAUCUCUUGCUUUUCCUUCAUCCUGAGGCAAAGUCAAUCAAAGAUUCCUAAGUCUACUUAAGUGUCCUUAUCCCCACGAUACCAACCAAGUCCAAACUAACAUUACUCCUUUUCAUGACUAGUUCAGCAAGUCUCCUAACAUUAAUCAUUUAAGUAUUUUUAUUCAUUGUGUGCAUAUAUGAUGUGUGUGUUACAUGCACAUGUCAGCCAGGGAAAAGUUCUGUGGAGUCAGUUCUCUCUUUCCACUUUACAGGGACUCUGGGGAUUGAACCUAGGCAAUUGGUGUUGUGCUGAAAGUAUGUUGCUAAAAUGAGAUAUCACUCUGGCUGUUAUUUUUACAGCCCUUCUUGUUCUGUAUCAUUCCAAUAUCCACCAUAUAAGAUUCAUCUCAAAAUAGUAUCUUAAAUGUCCAAAUAUACAGAAAAAUUGAAAGAACUUUAUAGGAAAUACUAUUGUAUCCAUGACCUAGCAUUAGCACAUGACUGUACUUGCCUGUCAUUAUAGAGGUUAUAUCUGACCAUCCUGAGUGAUCUAUACAACUUUCCAUGGGCUUUCAACUGAAAUGAAAACAAAACACAAAGUAUUGUAUAUGGCCCAGCCUAAGAAGGCCACUGCCUUUUCCCCAGGCUGUGCCCCCCCUCCCUGUCCUCCCUUCCUCUUUAGUCCCCUUGUGUACUCUUCUGGUCUUCAUCUCCAUAAAUAAUCCCAGUCUUGAAUGCUACUUCCUCAGGAAAACCUUCUUGAUCCUGUUCUGAAGCUGGCCUUUAUUUCCCCUCCACUGCACCUAUCACAAUUACAAUAAAUUAUUCAUGCAAUAAAUCUGAUGCCUAUGUCUGCUACCUUCCCGUUAUGUAAGAUUCAUGUAAGAUUCAUGAGGGCUGGAGCAACACAUGUUCGUAAGUCUAUCCCCAGUGCUUAGCUGAAAGUAGCUGAUCCAAACUUUUGUUAAAUAAAUAAAAAGAGAACAAAUAUAACAUCACAAAACCUUACAUUAGCAAACACAUUUUUCUUUUCUGUUAAUUAAUUUAUUUACUUACUUUACAUCCCAAUCACAUUUUUUUAAACCACCAUUUCAAAGUGAGUGUGGGAAGGAGCAAACGGAGCAAGGGUGGUUAGGGACCUGCAUAACUAGGGAUUUGGGUCACUGACUGCAUGAAAUGGGGACUACUGAGAAUUCUGUGCUGAAGAAAGACAAAAUAGCAUGUAUUUUAACAGCAUCCCUCUGACUGCUGUAUCCAGUAUUUGGGGGAGAGAUAGCAACUUUCAGGACUCAGGCCAUUUUCUCCUACAAGUAACAAAAUAACAAUCUAAAGGUUAUAGAAGAAUGUAACUGGCCUGUCACUCAAAAGCCUAGAAGGAGGGCUUUUACUUUAGUUUGCACAGCUGUGUUCUUCAUUCAGGCUAGCUAUACCCUGGAUUAAGACUACUGAUGUUUCAUCACCGUUAGAGGCACAGUGCUUAUGGUUAGCAGGGUAUCUGGGUGAAAGUUGUGGAAGGCAGAGAAUGUUGGCAAACUAUCUAAAAGUAAAUGACAGACAUUAGCUAAGUUGGUGAACUGUGUCAAUGCUUACUAGGAAAUCUGUAGAUACUAAAGAAAAAAGUUAAAAUUUCCUAUGUUAUUAUUUAUUGUUAGUCAAUGACUUCAAUAAAUAAUUUCAUAAACAUGAAAAAGGAUCACCAUAGAUAUGCCAACUAAAUUAAUUUGAUUUAUAUUAUUAAUUGAUUUAUAUAUAUAUAUACAUAUAUAUAUAUAUAUAUAUAUAACAUAGACUCCUAAAUGUGCAUAGUUUUUAAUUUAAAAAUAAAUCAACCUUAUGUAAUAUCAUAGGAACAACCAUAGCAGGUAAUCCCAGCAUAUCAGCUUUUCAGUAGAACAGAAGACAACAUUGCCUGGAAUAUUUCACUCCUUAUUUUGAUAUUUCAGUUUCUGAUUUUCCCAUGAAUAAACUAAAAAACAUAAUAAUAAUGUGUAAAGAGACAUAUAAUCUUAAACGCCUGAUUUUAUCUUCAAAUGCAUAAAUAGCACUUGCAACAGAUGAACACAAUCAGAUCUCAUUGUGGUCAUCUUGUUAUCAUCACUGGACUUACUCAUUAGGAUGUAGAUUUUUCUAGGGCACAAAAGCUAUGCCAGUUUGGAACACCCUAUACCCCCUUUUCUUUAAAGGGUUACUAAUACAUGAUUAAUGAUGAUUAAGUACUUAAGUAAGUAACAGAUGAAUUACACCCACCUGAUUCACAGUAAUGGUAGUCAUAUGGUCCUUUGACACUUCAAGAUUUAUAUUUAAUUGGAAAAGAGAAAGCCAUAGAAAGAAUAAUGGUAAGCCCUAUUUAUAGGAAUAAAGUUGGUAGAAAUACCAAGUCCAAAAAUCCUUUGAAACUGAAAAUCUGUAGCUGUGUUGGGUUUUGUUUUUUCCAUGAAAUACACCACACUGAUCUGAACACUGCCAUUAGAGGUGAGUAGGACAUUUCCUGCAACAAUAUUGUCAUUUAUGGCCUUUGUAAUUAAGAAAAGAAACAGCAUGGACAAUUUUAUUGUAAGUGAAACUUUUAUUAGCUUGAUGUGAUUGUCCUUUUGGAGGCUUUCUGCCUGUCUGUUCACCUGGCCCUGGAAGCUUCUAGCCUCUGUACAAUCUACUCUAGGCUAAGAAUGUUCUCACCCUCUGAGACUCCCUGCUGCAUGUGCUCACCCUUUCUAGAUCUUUCCGAAUUCUAACUGGCUGAUUCAACUCAGCUGUUCUGACUCAAAUUCCUCUCCAAGCAGACUGAUUCAAUCUGACUUCUCUUAGAUUCUCACUGAAUUGCUCUGCUUGGCCUCAAACUAACUCUGGCAACGUGUUCUAAUCUUCUAACUCCUCCUUAUUUUCUGGCUUCGGCUGCCUCUGCUGACCUGCACUGCACUGUGUGAACUCACGAAGGAACUCAACUCCACUGCGCUGCACUCACUGUGCUGACUCCCAACUCACUGUCAAACUGAUUCAACUCCACUUCACUGAACUCAACUGAUUCUCUCUCUCUCUCUCUCUCUCUCUCUCUCUCUCUCUCUCUCUCUCUCUCUCUCUCUCUCCUGUUCUUAAAUAGCUUUUAUACUGAAAGUUGGGUGUAUCCUAUCUGUGACUCAUUUCUCUGAUUCAUCACUUUGUAUGCCCCUCAGUUAGUCAUUGUUUGGAAUAAAGGUGUGUAACUAAAGGAUGCCAGCCAGAGGGGUUAAAGGUCUGUACUAAGGUUGUGUCUGAAUUCCAGCCAGAUCACACCGACCUAGAAAGUCUUUGAAUGUGAUCAGUGCAGCCAUGGUGCUGGAUUAAAAUUCCUCUACAAUAUAUACUGGAAAAUUAGAAACAACUGCUAUAUUAAGAAUUAGGAAAGUUACCUGAAGUAUGAAAUGAAUAUCAUGAUUCCAUAACAUUGCUCCAAACAUACUAACAUUGCUCCAAAAAUCUCCAGAAAUACUCAUGAUAAUUGUCAUCAAACUGUUUGUGUUAUUCCACUACAAAAGAGUUGUAGUUUGAGAGAUGCUGUAUUUAGAAGACAGACUCCUCCCACCUCCUAAACAUAUUACACCCUUCCCAAAUAGCACACCCAAUGGGUUCCAAGCAUUCACACUCAUGAACCUAAGGGGUCAUGUCCCAUUCAAACAGAGUAAAAUACAAACAGGAUAAGGUGGAAAAACUUAUCUCUGGUUUCAGAGGUCCUUAGUUCAAAUAUGGAAUGCAUACCAAUCAUCUUAAGUAAUUUAUCCCAAACAGGCCUUGGUCUCUGACUCUAAAUGGACAUAACUGAUCUACCUUAGAAUAACUGUGAUACUGGGCCAGUGUGAUGGCUCAGGAAACACAAGUACUUAAUCCUGAAUGCAUAAUGACAUAAUUCUAUCCUCAGAACUCAGAGUGAAAAGGAAACAGUUGCUCCCAAGGUUUAUCCUCUACCCUUCAUGUGUAUACUAUGAUACAUUCAUGUAUACACACAUGAAUAAAUAUUUGAAAAAAUGAAGAUACCUGGUGAAUUAAUGUACAUGAAUAUGGCUGGAAAAAUUUAAACUACCAUGCAAAACUGAGUUAACUUAGAGAACACUUUAAUUCCUUUUCCUUAGAUGCUGGUUUGGAUAUUGAACAUUCUAUAUACAAUAAAGUGGCCCCCAGUAUAUGAAAUGUGUUCUAAAAGAUAUUUAUUGUGAGAAAUACUAUCGUUUAAAUUAUUAUAGUUCCCCCCACAAGGCCAUGUGUUAAUACUUAAUCAGCAUUAGUGGGUAGUAAAAAGUUUUAGAGGUGUAUCAUCAUGUGACACUCAGGUUACCAGGUCCAUGCCCUUGAAGGGGCUAUUUAGGAUCCUGGACCUUUUCCCAUUCCACCUAUCCAAGCCAUAAGGGAAAUAGUUUUAUCCUACUUUUUGCCAAGACUUUUCUGGCCUGCCACUAAAGAACCAAAAAUAAUGAGGUCAACAAACCAUGGAUUAAAACCUCAAGUAUUUGGGAUGGACAUAGAAUGCUAACAUGUAUGAUAGUUUUGUUCAGGGCAGGAUUUCAUGUUUCAACUGAUUGGAUGAUGAAUAUUACAGAACAUGUUUAAAUAUGCUGAAGAUAAACAUCUAUGGUCAGGUUUUGUUUCUCUGCUCAAAUUGAGGAGCAUGCUAGCAACCCAAUAACCCUACUUUGCUAACCUUACUACCCCUACCUCAGAUCUCCUGGACUAUAAACUGUCUUUUGUUGUGCCUCAUCCAUACCCUCCAUGCCAUAUGGAGGAAACCUGCCUUUCUCACAGGAAUAGUCUUCAAGAUCAUGCUUUUAAUAUGCAUAAACAAUUUUCCACUCUGUCAAAACACACUCCAUGGAAGCACAAGCUAAUAUGUCGCUGUGAGGAAGGCAUACUAUUUCAAAUAUUAUCAGUUGCACUUCAUUUACUUUACCACAAUUCAUCGAUUUAUCCCAGAGGAGAAUCCUUAGGAAGGUGAAAUUGAGUACUUAUUUGAUAUAGGCCACGAGUUCCAAAAUGCUCACACUUUUUUUUAUCCAGUAUUUUAACACAGAAGAAAGUUCUGAGGCUGGAAUUAAUGUACAUAAUUAAAGCAAAGUUUGAAUCACUGGAAUCAGGUAGCAGAUCAGGGAACUAGACUUGUGUUUAAAUCAAAAGAAUACAUUGUUAUCUCUAUGUUACAUAAACUUCUGCCAAAAAAAGGGAAUCUAAUUAUACAUGCCACAUAGUACUUUACUUAAGAAAUUUUAAUUUUGACAUUAUAAACUUCAAACUUAUUUGUGAGAAUGCAUAGGAAUUGACAAAGCCCAACAGAGAGACUUGAGGAGCCACUCAAUCACAAAGUGAUGGAGUGCUAGAAUGAUUAAUCUGACCUAAUCACAAAGAUUGUGUCAAUCACUCAGAGCUGGAGGUAUUAUUAUUUGAGAAUUGUGAAUAUCUUUUCUUUUUAUAAGUGGAUAUUAGAUAAUAGAGAUUAUUGUCAGUUGACAUGGAGAAAGGAACAUCUAGACUUUUUUUUUAACUCUCUCUGACAUUCCUUGGAUUGGUACAAUAUACACAAGGGUUUAGGAGACCCCCUUCAUUGAUUUUUUUUCACAUGGGUUUCUGAAAAUAUCAUUAUUUCAUUUAAACUCUUCCCUGCCACCUCAGAAACCACGCUAACAUUAUUUACUCGCAAAACAUCUGAAUGAGCAGGCAAGUUACCUUGGCACCUGCCCAAGAUGCUAGAGGCAUUCUUUGGAAAUAAAAUGAGGUGGGGAACUACACUCAGGAAGAAUAUGUUAUUGACAGGGGGGAAAGGCUGCUUGAGUAUUUAGAUGAGGCAGAGAUUCUAUCCCUGAAGAGCAAUUUAUAAGUGGCUAAAUAGCUUUCUAAGGGACAGUUUUCUGAGACAAGGGGGUUGUUUUGAUGAAUAUGGCACACCAGUUUGGGCCAGACACAAACUGCUAAGAACAUAGGGGAAAUGAAAAGUUGCCUUUCCCUGAGGCUUCCUUUGUAUCUCUUCCAUCAGUAAAGUAUGCCUCAAUAAAUGCCAUACAAAUAUUUAAAGAGGAUAUCAAAGCCAUAAGGUGGUGGAGCACAGCUGUAACCCUAUCUACUCAGGAUACCAAGGUAGGAGGAUCACAAAUUUGGAGCUAGCCUGGGCAAGUUAGGAAGCUCUUGUCUCCAAAGAAAAAAUUUCUUAAAAGACUUGAGUUGGAGCUCAAUGUUAGAACACUUGCCUCACUUGUGUGAGACGCUGAGUUCAGUCUAAGCAUUAAAAUUAAAUUGAUCUGAGAGAUACACCAUCAGGUCAGGUAUUAACCCAGCCCUGUGACUGUACUGGGUCUCCAAUUCCUUAGGUAAGCCUUGUAUUGAUGAGCAAGACAAGAUUUUAUUUGGGACCGAUAGAUGAGUCUAGGGGUUUGGUGAAUUACACAAGGAAGGCACAUUUUUAAUGUCUCAUGAACAUGUAUGAAUCAUUGUGUUACAGAAUGAGGCCUAUUCAGGAAAGAUAAAGAGGAGAAUUUUCCCAAAAUUCUGUUAUCAAAUCAUCUAUACACGUGUUCAUUCGCUUGUGCCAACAUAGUCUCCUAACUUAUUUUUCUUAUAAGAAGUUGGCCUAUUUUGCUUGUUUCUAGUGAAGAGAUUUUAUUGCUUAGAGAAAACUUGGGUUUAUAGAAAACCUGAAUAGAAGCUACAGAGAGUUUUGAUAUACUAUUUAUCUCCACAGUUCCUCCUAAGUAACUCCUUGAAGCAGUGGAGCACAUUUACUUUAGAAUUGAUGAUACAAUAUUUGGACAUUAUUUUUGACUUAAGGUGAUACUUUAUACUGCUUCUUUUGAUAAAUACAGAAACAUAAUGAAGAUUCGUUACAGACUUGCUGCUUUUGCUUAGCAAUAGGCAUUUAAGGCCCUUUCUUGUCUUUUGUGUGUGAUACUUCAGUGUUUUCUGUAGUAAGUGCACCUAAUAUGAUAUUAGUCCUCUUCACAAAAUUUUCAGUGAUGUGUGUGUGUGUGUACGUGUGUAUUUGUUUUUAAGUAUAUGGCAAUAAAAGUAUAGAACACUGAGAAAUCAAUGUUUUAAUCUCAAGAGAUGAUAAAAAGUCUUCAUUCAUUUGGCUAUUUUGUUGUUGGCUACAAAGUUCCUGUUUUCUUACCCAAACAUGUUUAGUACAAAAUUAGUAACAAUAUGUAAAUGUUUAACAUGUUAGCUUCUAAGCUUCUGAAUGGAAUAUUUAUGGGAGACUAAAGCUGUAUGCCAUCCUGCACCUGAUGCAAAGUGUGAUGUAUUGCUCAUUAAAUUCACUUUCCCAAUAUCUCUA